Messenger RNA from Naegleria lovaniensis, 626 nucleotides. RefSeq lists its product as uncharacterized. The annotation marks the transcript as partial. Gene Ontology annotation, molecular function: protein binding. Lineage: Eukaryota; Heterolobosea; Eutetramitea; Acrasida; Naegleriidae. The record is from RefSeq and is a predicted model, not a curated record. The transcript has a single exon.
AUGUGCCGACGACGGAGAUGUUUCCAAAAUGAAAAAAGUUUUGAAAAAGAUGAAGAUUGUGGUAUCAAACCAACAGAACACACCUACGUUUCUGUCCUAAGUUGCUACAGUGUUGCUCAACAAGUGAAAGGAAAUAGUAAUCUCACAAAAGAACAAAAUCAAAAUAUUGUUGACGCCUUAGCAGUUUUCGAAAAGAUGAAAGAAAGUAAUUUACCUGUGAAUAACUAUUCAAUGAAUGCAUUGCUUGGAGUUUUUACAAACGCACUUCGGAUUACACGAGCAGAAGAAUUCUUUGCAAGGACCUACCAAGAGCAUCAACUCGUUCCAGACAGUAUUUCCUAUGCACUGUUAGUGAGGAUGUAUUGUAGGGCGAAACGAACAGAAAAAGCAAUGGCUCUUUUUGAUGAAAUGAAAGAAAAAGGAAUAAUACCCACAUACCAAGCAUACAAGCACAUGGUGUUCAAGCUCGUCGAUGAAGGUUAUGUUGAAAAAGCACGUGAUUAUUUACGACAAAUGUUCGAAGUUGGUGGUUUCAAGUUAUCACCAAGUGACAUUAUCAAAUACAAGAGCCGAGUUGCAGGUGCUGCUCGAUUGAUUAAGGAACGAAAACAAGAAGAGAAUGUUGA